UGAGGGAGGAGCGAAGAGACCGGAGAGAUUUAGUUUCAGGUUUAGUCUUUAUUCCGAGUCUUUAUUGUACACGACUGCAGCGAGUCCGGUCACGUUUAUCAUCUUAAAGUGUCUUUAGGGUCAAUUACAGAUCGCUGAGAGAACUGAUCCCCUCCUCCUGCCAUUAAGGUCACUUUCCCAAAGCUCACGAUGAUGUCACCUAAGCAGAGCCGUCCUCAGGUUCAUCAUUGCGAUAUUAUUCUUCUUGGAAACACCGGAGUUGGGAAAAGUGCUUCUGGAAACACCUUACUAGGAAGAAAAGUUUUUAUUUCCAAGAAGAGCGUUAAAUCUGUAACCGCCAGCGUUCAGAAAGAGACGGUGACUCUUGAUGAUGUGACUCUUGAUGUCUACGACACGCCGGGACUCUUCCAUCCAGAAACUAAAACGGAAAACGACAAGAACGAGUGGAGGAACCUCCUCGGGCGAACGACCUGCCCCGUGAUCGUGUUGGUGGUAAAAGCCGACAGAGUCUCAGAAGAGGACAAGCGGGCCGUCGAUCUGGUGGAGGCCGUGGUAGCGGAACGGUUCGUCCAGAACACGUGGAUCCUCUUCAGCCGAGGAGACGAGCUGGAGAGGGACGGUCUCUCUGUGGAGGAGUUCAUAGACGACACGGAUGAGCUGAAGGAGAUGGUGCAGAGGUUUCAGAACAGAUGUCACGUCUUUAACAACUUGUCUGGGAGUUCGGAACAAGUCAGAACGUUCAUCCAGAAGCUCAGAGAUACGGCGCAGAUCAUCACUCCAAGCAUGGACCUUCCUCUGACGGUCCCUGGGCGUCUCCACAGGACGAUCCUGCUGGUGGGGAAGACCGGUGCGGGGAAGAGCUCUACAGGAAACACCAUCCUGGGAGAGACGAGAUUCCGGUCUGAGAUCAGUCCAUCCUCUGUGACAUCACAAUCUGAAGUUCAGCAUGCGCUGGUUUCGGGGAGGAGCGUCUCUGUGGUCGACACGCCGGGGUUAUUGGACACCAAACUGAGCCGAACACAGGAGGCUGAGGAGAUCGGGAGGAGCAUUUAUCUGUCCAGGCCGGGACCUCAUGCUUUUCUUUAUGUUCAGCCCCUGACUGACCGGUUCACCGAGCAGGAGAGGAACAGUCUGCAGAAAUUAGACCUGAUUUUUGGUGAAGAUCUGAGGAACUACAUGAUCAUCGUUUUCACCUUUGGGGAUCUGUUAGAGGGCAAACCCGUGGAGGAGUUCAUUGAGGAGAACGCUGCCCUCAAACGAUUAAUAUCGCUGGGUGACGGGAGAUUUCACGUCGUGAACAAUAAACUGAGAAAGAAACAGCAAGUUACGGAGCUCCUGGAGAAGAUCGACAGAAUGGUUGAGCAAAACGGAGGAACGCACUACACCAGCGAGAUGUUUGAGAAAGCGCAAAGGUUUAGGGUGUUUAAAGAGUUUUUCCAUCAAUGCAACAAUUCCUUGCUUUCAACUGCCAGUGUCGGGUACGGAGGCGGCGCUCUGAUCGGGGGCACGGUCGGCCGCAUGGUGGGCGGUCCUGCGGGUGCAGGGAUUGGCGCGGGCAUGGGUGCGCUGCUGGGCGUGACCACGGGCUUUGUUAUCGGUAUAGGUAAGCAGGCACUGAAAAAUCCAUGGGAAAGUCAAAGCGCAGCAGACAAUGGAGACGAGGAGAUGAGCUCUGCACCGAAUACAGACCACACAACCACCGGUACAGAGGAUCAGAGCCUCCCUUUGAUUCAGCGGUCUGAUAAAGCUCUUAAACUGUGCUCAAGCUCAGGACUAAUCCAGACCAGACAUCCGAGUCAGUAAAAUCCCCAGGCUGUGGUUCACACCUCCAAGUUACUGUAUAAUGAGCAGGACUUUCUGAGAUGAGGUUUUUCAGUAGCGUCUAGACGACAGUCUGAAAGGUCACAUGGGCCUCCAGUUUGUGCACAAGCAUCAUACAUCUCCUCCUCCUUUUUUAUUCUCUAAACACUGUAUGCAUGUGGUCGAGCAGGUGCUGAAGAGCUUUUGUUUUGCAGUACAGAGCUACGGCACGUCGCUGGUGGAAGCAAAGGCGCGGUAGAGUCUCUACUGUCGGCUGUAAACACCAGACUCUCUCUGUUCUCUCUGAACAAAGUACACAAACCCUGUACUGGAGUCAAAGUAGAAGUUCUCCGUUUACGUGCUGUAUGUACUUGAGGAAAAGUAAAGUAUUCACCUUCGUAUGUAAAGUACAUGGCGUACAUUAGCUCACAGUAAAAGUACAGUGAUAAAGUAAAUGCACCCACUUUCCCUCCCACCUCUGGACUUUCGAAACAGCAUCUGUUGCUUAUUUACACCGUAACUGCUCUGAUGGUUCUCUCCAGUGUCGCCGGAUGUGUCAGACUGCAGCUGUACUGAAGCUCAAAACAAAAAUCUACUGUAUCUGACUGUCACUGUUACCUUUUUUUUAUUAAAAAAAAUAGGUUACCUUAACUCAAACUUUUUAAGGCUGGUUUUCCAGAGCAGGAGACGCCAGACCUGUUCGGCGACAUUUUCAGAACCUAACACGACACAAACACCGCAGACGGGCGCUGCAGGGCAAAAGCUGUGAGCGCUCAGGUAAAGUUGAGUAAACAGUGCG
Messenger RNA from Clarias gariepinus (North African catfish), 2599 nucleotides. Its product is annotated as GTPase IMAP family member 8-like. The coding region runs from base 190 to 1803 and encodes 537 amino acids. Gene Ontology annotation, molecular function: GTP binding. The record is from RefSeq and is a predicted model, not a curated record. The transcript is spliced from 3 exons. Lineage: Eukaryota; Metazoa; Chordata; Actinopteri; Siluriformes; Clariidae.